CCUAAAUGGAAGAGAAGAAGUACUCUAAAGGAGAAAUUGUAUGGGGAAAGAUUCGUGGAUAUCCCUGGUGGCCAGCUCAGAUCAUCAAGAUUAUUAAGAAAAAUGGUCGGAAUGAUAACACUAAGUACAAAUGUGUAUAUCUGAAUGACUCAACUCAUUCAGAGUUGUAUUAGGCAGUAGUAUGAAACCCUUCAGAGAAUUCUUCGCUCAACUUUCCAAGAAAGUAAAACAAAAAUCACUCAAAGAUGCUAUUAAAAUGGCUGACAACAAGGAUAAGGCCAGACAGGAGGAUCCUAAUCUAAAAGAUUAUAAGAGUGAGACUGACUCGAUUAUUGAAAGCUUAGGCUCUGGAGAAGAAGAACAGAGCGAGGAAGAAAUUUCAGUAAAAUAAGAACUUCCUUGCAAAGUCAAAGAAGCAAGAAUCCAAAGAGGAAAGCAAGGAAGAGUCAAUUCUAGAAGAUCCUCCAAUUGAAGAAAAUAAGUCUGAUGACAAAAUGGAUGAGGAUUCAGAAGAUAAGAAGGAAGUAGAAAAAGAAGAGAAUAAAGAUGAGGAUUCUGACUAUAAAGCUGAUAAUCCUUCUGAUAUUAUAUCUGGAAAAUCUAGUGAAAAGGAAAAGAAAUCUACUCCUAAAAGAGUCACCAGGAAAAGGCUUAGAAGGGAAAUAAAAGAUUUGGAAUCUCCUGAAGUCAAAACCACUCCAAAGAAGAAGAGAGGACCUUAUAAGAAGAAGGAUGCUUCGCCUAAGAGAAGCUUAAGGGAGAGGAGGAGCAAGAAAGUUUUGAGUGACAAUGAAUUCCAUCUCUCUGAAAAGAUAAAUAAGAGCAGCUCUAAGACAACUCCAAAGAAGUCUCAUCUCCAAAGUAACAGAGAAAGAACAUCAAAAGCAACACAGGAGCUUCAGAAGCUUGCUUUAAUAAGAACGAAGCUUGAUAACGUACUAAAGGAGAAAUUCACUUCGAUUGAUUUAGUAGCUGAGGAGAACUCAGAUAAAAUAUUUGAAGAUUUUGAAUUUCUUUCCCGAAAAGAAAUCGAUGUGAAGUCACUAUGAAUGACUGGAAUCUGUAAAAGCCUACACAAAUUUCAGAGAUACUGUAAACAGAAAUACAAAAGGUAUAAGGAGAAGAAACAAGAUCCUUCUUAUUCCCUCUUAAGUACAGAGAAGAAAGCUCAAGAUGCACAGUGAUUAAAAAUCUUACAGAAAAUAGUCGACCAUAGCAAGAAAAUCCUACAUAAAUUUAGAGAUCUGGUCAAUGAGUACUUCUUUGACUAUACAGUAGGAUUUGAUGAGUCUGGGUUCAAGUAG
Messenger RNA from Moneuplotes crassus, 1304 nucleotides. The record is from the annotation of a GenBank genome assembly. NCBI's taxonomy places the organism in Eukaryota, Ciliophora, Spirotrichea, Euplotida, Euplotidae.